AUGAAAUACUUCAUGAAAGCAGAUUGGAUAGAUUUUUUGACACCCUUCAUUGAAAUACAGCUACCACCACGCCCUGCUAAAAUCACAAGUACACAGGUACCAUCAGAAAAGAUUCUCAGAGCUGGAAAAAUUUUACGCAAUGCUAUUCUUUCUCGAGCACCUCACAUGAUUAGAGACCGUAAAUAUCAUCUGAAAACAUACCGACAGUGUUGUGUUGGAACAGAACUUGUUGAUUGGAUGAUUCAGCAGAGUCCAUGUGUUCAUUCACGUAUACAGGCUGUUGGCAUGUGGCAAGUACUACUUGAAGAAGGUGUUCUCAACCAUGUGGACCAGGAGCAUCAUUUCCAGGACAAAUACUUGUUUUAUCGUUUUCUGGAUGAUGAACAAGAAGAUGCCCCUAUACUCACUGAAGAGACAAAGAAGGAGUGUGAGGAGGAGCUGCAGGAUACAUUACUUCUGCUUUCCCAGAUUGGACCAGAUGCCCACAUGAGGAUGAUUUUGAGAAAGCCGCCUGGCCAAAGGACUGUUGAUGAUCUAGAAAUCAUAUAUGAAGAACUACUACACAUUAAGGCCCUGUCUCAUCUUUCUACAACAGUAAAGAGAGAACUGGCUGGAGUUUUAAUCUUCGAGUCUCAUGCCAAAGCAGGGACAGUAUUGUUCAACCAGGGAGAAGAAGGUACAUCCUGGUAUAUUAUACUGAAGGGAUCUGUAAAUGUGGUGAUUUAUGGCAAGGGUGUGGUGUGUACAUUACAUGAAGGAGAUGAUUUUGGCAAGUUAGCUCUUGUAAAUGAUGCUCCAAGAGCAGCCUCCAUUGUUCUUCGGGAAGACAACUGCCACUUCCUUAGAGUGGACAAAGAAGACUUCAACAGAAUCCUCAGGGAUGUUGAAGCCAACACUGUCAGGCUUAAAGAACAUGAACAGGAUGUACUGGUGCUAGAAAAGGUGUCCACAGGCAGUAGAGCUUCUAAUCAAGGAACCACACAGACUCCAUGCAAGUACACAGUAAUGUCUGGAGUACCAGAAAAAAUUUUAGAGCACUUCCUGGAAACUAUGCGACUUGAAUCAACAUCCACAGAAAUCACAGAUUCUGCCCUUGAUGAUUUUGUGCUGAUGCACUGUGUAUUCAUGCCAAAUAGCCAGCUGUGUCCAGCCUUGAUGGCACAUUAUCAUGCACAACCUUCCCAAGGAACAGAACAAGAGAAAAUGGACUAUGCACUUAAUAACAAAAGAAGAGUCAUCCGCUUAGUUUUACAGUGGGCAGCUGCAAAUGGAGAGCUCCUGCAAGAAGAUGAAGCAGCCACUGCUUUUCUUGAAGAGUUUCAUGUGUCAGUGUCAGAUGAUUGCAGAAUGAUACCAGCCUUAAAAGAGAUGCUUCCAGAAUUAGAGAAGAUUGUGAAACAAAAUUCUGAAGAAGCAAAAGUGCAUCCAAAGAAGCACAGAGUUCUUUUGCGUCAGUUUAGCAUGGGUGAGGAAAAACAACAAAAACGUCAGCCGAUCAGAGGUAUUGAUGAAAUUUUAUUUAAGGUUUAUUGCAUAGAUCACACUUAUACCACCAUCCGUGUGUCAGUGGCAGCAUUGGUAAAGGAGGUGAUUGAUGCAGUAGCAGACAAACUGGAUUCAGGAGAUGGACUGAUUUUGGUUAAAAUGAGUUCAACAGGAGAAAAAGUGGUUUUAAAAAACAAUGAUGUUUCAGUCUUUACAACUCUCAGUGUCAAUGGUCGACUCUUUGUAUGUCGAAGAGAUCAGUUUGACUCACUGACACCACUGCAGGAACAAGAAGGGCCAUCAUCAGGAAGUAUGGGCACUUUUGAAUUGAUGAGUUCCAAAGACUUGGCCUAUCAGUUGACAGUUUAUGACUGGGAGCUUUUCAACUGUGUGCAUGAGUUGGAACUCCUGUAUCAUACAUUUGGAAGACACCUUUUCAAGAAGACCACAGCAAACUUAGAUUUGUUUCUGAGAAGAUUUAAUGAAAUUCAGUACUGGGUUGUUACUGAGAUAUGCCUCUGUGCCCAGCUUAGCAAACGUGUACAACUGCUGAAGAAAUUUAUUAAGAUUGCGGCACACUGUAAAGAAUACAAAAAUCUGAAUUCCUUUUUUGCAGUUGUUAUGGGGCUGAGCAAUGUUGCUGUGAGUCGACUUGCACAAACUUGGGAGAAACUCCCAAGCAAAUUCAAGAAAAUUUACGCAGAAUUUGAAAACUUAAUGGAUCCUUCACGAAAUCACCGGGCUUAUCGGUUUACAGUUGCAAAACUGGAUCCUCCAAUUAUUCCUUUCAUGCCCUUACUCAUAAAAGAUAUGACUUUUACACAUGAAGGCAACAAGACAUUAAUUGACAAUUUAGUAAAUUUUGAAAAGAUGCGCAUGAUUGCAAAUACAGUUCGAAUCGUAAGAUACUGCAGAAGUCAGCCAUUUAGUCCAGAUGCUGUGCAGGCCAACAAAAAUUAUCAAGAUGUACGAAACUAUAUAGUUCAACUAAAUGUGAUCGACAACCAAAGAACGCUUUCACAGCUUUCCCACAGGUUGGAGCCACGAAGAUCAUAAAUCCAGCAGAUAUGAAAUUCAGCACAAUACUAAAACAGAGUUGCUGUAAAAAAAAAAAAAAAGAAAAGAAAAAACAUGCUCUGUGCUGCUAAAGGGCAGACAGUAUCCAGAAAUAAACCAAUACAAAAGCACAGAAAAGUUAUCAUGGGCAGGGUAUAAAAGCCUUUUCCAUUCAAAUGGAACACUUACAAAUAUUAUCACUUAGGUAUGUCUUCAGCAAAACUGCCAUCCUAAUACUACAUCAUCACAGUUUAUAUGAAGCACUGUUUAUGGCUGCUGAUAAAAAUUUAUUACAAUUAAUAACUCUUUCUGAACGUGGAACAUAUUUUACAGUUCUACUUUACCAGUGCCUGACUUUUUUUCGCAAAUAGCUUCAGCAAAUAGCAAGUGUUUAUUCAGGAAACUUUAGCAUGCAAUGCCAUAAGGUAAAGAGGGAGCAAACCAGCUGCUGUUGUGGUCUGUGUAUGUAUCAGUCACCUGUGCUUAUAUUAUGUAUGUCUGGUUUUAAUUGUUUUAAAACCUGGCAGCUUGCUCUUACAUCACCUCUCCUUUGCAGCCUCAUCACCCAUAUAGUUGAUGACUCCAAGAGACAUUCCUGAAAAAGUUAUUUUUAAUUUCAGUCUGGAAAAACAUCAGACCUAUUUUGGUCUGAGAAGUUCAAGCAACAGCACUAUUCUUUAUUUUAAUUUAUAAAUAUAACUGCAUAUACUACUUAAGAAAAAGCACUGAAUGCUCUCUGCAGAACGUACUGAAGUAUUUAUAAAUCAUAUUGAAAAAAAAGAGCACAAAUGCAAACACAUUGUUUAGCUUUGUCAAGUUUGUGAUUUCAGUGUUAAAAGUAUUUGUUUGAGCUGUAAAUUCUCAACAGUUAAUUUACUCCAGCAGUAUAUGACAUAGUGACUGAAUGGGUCACAACUUUUUGAAUAUGUUUAAUUUAAGUUCAAGUGUCUGUUCAGCACUCUUAGCCAUGUAUUGUAAAUAGACACUUUAUCUCAUUUUUUGUGAGUGUUAUAAAUAAUAGAUAUUGUGCCAAAAUAGUAAGGUAAUUAUUUUGUUAAUUUUCAUGUAAUUUAAAUACUUUUAUGCUUCA
Protopterus annectens (West African lungfish) is the source of this 3631-nucleotide messenger RNA. RefSeq names its product rap guanine nucleotide exchange factor 4-like. Gene Ontology annotation, cellular component: plasma membrane. Gene Ontology annotation, biological process: positive regulation of GTPase activity; Ras protein signal transduction. The transcript is spliced from 26 exons. Lineage: Eukaryota; Metazoa; Chordata; Ceratodontiformes; Protopteridae. Gene Ontology annotation, molecular function: guanyl-nucleotide exchange factor activity. The record is from RefSeq and is a predicted model, not a curated record. Bases 1 to 2541 code for a protein of 846 amino acids.